AUGGGCGCACAAGGCCAGAUUCUGGGGGUGUAUAGUGGAGGCCAAGCCAUUAAUGGAGCCCAUCCUUGGUUCAGGGUACUUCGGGCGGCAGGCAGCCGACCGGUUCGGGACAAGGAUCUACAAUAUGGUAACCACCAGUGUGGUACUUUGUCGCAGCUGCGCAGGGGACGAGUUUCCGAUGGAAGGUGA
Messenger RNA from Pyricularia grisea, 189 nucleotides. RefSeq lists its product as uncharacterized. The transcript has 2 exons. Lineage: Eukaryota; Fungi; Ascomycota; Sordariomycetes; Magnaporthales; Pyriculariaceae. The record is from RefSeq and is a predicted model, not a curated record. The coding region runs from base 1 to 189 and encodes 62 amino acids.